GUUUGUGACGUAUCACGGAAAACAGUGACGUUUGUGCAUUUCUGUAUUUACCAUAGACUGCUGUUAUUUUUAAUAGUAGGCUAUCAUGUUUAUGAUUUCAACCAUGUUUGUCAGGCAAUGAAAGUUCUGUUUAUGGCCACUUCCUUUUAAAGACAUCAAAGAGCGGAGCGCGAGCGGCUGUUUGAUCAUCAGAAUACCAGUGUUGGAUCAGGUUUAUUUGCGGUGAUGGCUAUCCUGUUUGCGGUGGUGGCUCGAGGAUCGACCAUUUUGGCUAAACAUGCGUGCUUCUCUGGCAACUUUCUGGAGGUGACGGAACAGAUUCUGGCCAAGAUCCCAUCGGAAAACAACAAGCUCACGUAUUCUCACGGCAGCUAUCUCUUCCACUACAUCUGCCACGAGAGGAUCAUCUAUCUGUGCAUCACUGAUGACGAGUUUGAGCGCUCCCGUGCGUUCGGCUUCCUCAAUGAGGUGAAGAAGAGAUUUCAGACCACCUACGGCUCGCGAGCUCAGACCGCGCUGCCCUACGCCAUGAACAGUGAGUUUUCCAGCACGCUGGCUGCACAAAUGAAACAUCACUCAGAUCCCAAAGGCUCAGACAGACUGACGGAAACACAGAUGCACGUAGACGACUUGAAAGGCAUUAUGGUCCGGAACAUUGAUCUCGUAGCUCAGAGAGGAGAGAGGCUCGAACUGCUCAUCGAUAAAACCGAGAACUUGAUGGAUUCUUCUGUCACCUUUAAAACAACAAGCCGUAACCUGGCCCACGCCAUGUGUAUGAAGAACAUGAAGUUAACAGUCAUUGUCGUAAUAGUCGUGCUGGUGGUGCUGUAUUUUAUCGUGACGGCUGCCUGUGGAGGACUCAGCUGGCCCAGCUGUCGGAAGCAGUAGAAACCUUUAGUAUGCAAGACCACUCA
This is a messenger RNA of Rhinichthys klamathensis goyatoka, 914 nucleotides long. RefSeq names its product synaptobrevin-like 1 (gene vamp7). Gene Ontology annotation, molecular function: SNAP receptor activity; SNARE binding. Lineage: Eukaryota; Metazoa; Chordata; Actinopteri; Cypriniformes; Leuciscidae. Gene Ontology annotation, cellular component: membrane; SNARE complex. The transcript is spliced from 8 exons. Gene Ontology annotation, biological process: exocytosis; vesicle fusion. The record is from RefSeq and is a predicted model, not a curated record. Bases 226 to 888 code for a protein of 220 amino acids.